GCGGGACCGGAGGAGGCUGUCGCGUGUGGUGAGACGAACUGCCGCAGGGCCCGUGGGAAAAAGGACGUGCCCACAAAAAUCUGUGAGUAAGGGCGUGGCCACGAGAAUCCGUGUGUCUAUUCGCACCCAGGAGAAUCCAUGGGAUGGGCGCAGGCGGAGCGAGGUCGUGGGGACCGGGAGGAGCGGGAGAAGGAGCGGGAGGAGGGGUGGGAAAAGGAGCGGGAAAAGGAGGAGUGGGAGGAGGAGCGGGAGGAGGAGCGGGAGGGGACACGAGAAGGGGCGGAGGAGCUGCAGGAGGAGGAGCGGGAGAAGGAGUGGCAGGGGAAACGGGGAGGGGGUUAAGAGCGGGAGAAGGAGCACGAGGAGAAACGGGUAGGGACGGAGGAGGCACGGGAGGAGCGGUGGAGGAGGAGAAGCGGGAGGAUCGCAAGGAAGAGCGGGAGGAGCGGGAGGAGGAGGAGCAGGAGGGGGAGCAUGAGAAGGAGAGGGAGGAGGAGAGGGAGGAGGAGCAGGAGGAGUGGGAGCGGGGCUAUGGCAGGAUCUUUGUCACGUUGUUUGCCAUAGGAGCAGGAGGGGGAGGAGGAGGAGGAGGAGUGGGAAGAGCGAGAGAAGGAGCGGGAGGAGGGGUGGGAGAAGGAGCGUGGAAGGAGCAGGAGCGGGGCUAUGACACGGGAAGAGGAGAGGGAGAAGGCGGGGAGGAGGAAUGGGGGAAGAGCAGGAGAAGCAGCGGGAGAAGGAGGAGCGGGAGGAGCAUCAAGAGGGGGAGCGGGAGAAGGAGAGGGAGGAGGAGAGGGAGGAGGAGAGAGAGGAGGAGAGGGAGAAAGAGCUGGAGCGGGGCUAUGGCAGGAUCUUUGCCACAUUGUUUGUCGGAGGACGAGCGGGAGGAGGAGCGGGACGAGCAGGAGAAAGAGCGGAAGGAGGAGUGGGAGAAGGAGCGGGAGGAGUGGGAGGAGUGGGAGAAGGAGCAGGAGAAGGAGUGGGAGGGGAAACGGGAAGGGGUUGCAUCUCACAGCUCCUUAGUCCAUACUCACACCGGGAUUUCUUUUCCCGACGGUUUUGCGAAAGUCGAAGAGUCUCGUGCUCAUGGCACGGAUGCUGGGGACUGCAAAAGACGGGGACGGGAUGUUGGGGAGGGCCUUGAUGGGGAGAAUGAACGGGUUCUUCUUCGUCCAAGAACAGAGAUUGAGGAAAGGGGAAUGGAGACAAAACCAAGGGACAAAACCAAGGGAGGUCGGAGCGGUGAAGACGGGGGUGGUGGAGUAGUAGGAAGGUGGGUAACAGACGGAGACAAAACCAAGGGAAAUAAGGGUGGUGAAGCCAGGGGUGGUGAAGUGGUUGAAGCAGAAACAGGGGGGGGCAGUCACAGCAACCAAGGCCCCGAUGAGGAAGAAGCUGUGAACCAAAAAGGUGCAGGCAGGGUCACAAACGGCAUGGAAGGGGUUACUAAGACUGAUGAGGACGCAGGUGCGACAGGCGCGGGUAAUGAAGAAGAGGCUGUGACCGAUGUGACAGGUGCAGGUAAUGAAGAAAAGGCUGUGACAGAUGUGACAGGCGCAGGUAAUGAAGAAGAGGCUGUGACAGGCGUAGUCCGGGAGCAGCGUGUAGAUACACGAGAAAGUGGAUGGUGAAUAGACCAUCGAAGCAUGCUGUAGAACCAGAUUGAGAAGCGGGUCACGUGCACAGGGUACCUGUGUUGACGUUUACGAAUAUA
Molecule: messenger RNA, 1711 nt
Organism: Chara braunii
Lineage: Eukaryota; Viridiplantae; Streptophyta; Charophyceae; Charales; Characeae
Source: the annotation of a GenBank genome assembly